GAGAGUCAUUGUAUUCUUUUGUAUUUGCCUAGUGCAGUUCAAUUAUAUUUUAGCAAAUGAUGAACUUAAGUUUGUAUUUGUAAUGGCAAAAGGUCCAGAUCAUCAAGCUUGCGAUUACCCUGGAGGACCUGAAUUAACCAAAUUGCCUGAAAGAUCUAGUGAAUUAACAAACGAUGGAAAAGAGGAAGCUUUUAAACUAGGACGAUAUUUAGAUCAAGUAUAUAAAGUUCCAUUGAAGAUUGACAAGUGGGAUUCUAAGAAAAAUUACUGGCCUGUUGCCACAAACACUAAGCGAACAAAAUCUGCCACAUUAAUUAUAGGAGCUGGACUAGAAAAUAAUACACGCAAAGCUUUUGGCGAAUGGACUGAGCAACAGUUGAAUUCCACAUAUUUUGCUGCGAUGCCAGGCUUUUUACGAUUUUUAAAACCUAGUGAAUGUCCUGCAUAUUUUAAAGAACUUAGGCAACAAUCACAGGCUAUCAAGACAAUUGCAUCUGAGUAUCAAGAUACUAUUAAUGCAAUUAAUUCUAAAUAUCCGUCUAUUGGAACUGCAAAUCCAGAAAAUGUUUGGAUUGCUUAUGAAACGUUCAAAAGAAUGCAACAACAAAAAAAGGAAGGCAUGGAUUGGUUAAAUUCAACCAUAAUGAAAAAUCUCAAGGGAUUUUCAUCGAAAUAUGUAUUGACCGCGUUAACAUCUACAGAAAAACUAAGAAAACUAGCAGGAGGAUUAAUUCUUAAAGAUCUUCUCAAUGAUAUGGAUGAACUGACCAAAGACAAAGCUCAACCCCACGCUCCAGGAAAAAAAGAUAAUAAAAUGAAUAUAUUUGUUGUCCCCCAAGCACUAUUAGCAGCCCAAAUGGCUGUAUUUACACCAAACGGUACCAAGAUAAGUAAUCAAGAUGUAACGGCUUCUAAUUUUUACCCUGACGAUGGAUCUUAUGUUGUUAUUGAAUUGUACAAAAAUAAGGAAACAUGGAAGGUUCAGAUAAGAUAUAAUAGUGAUAAAACGAGCGGAUGGAGGACAGUAAAAGUGACAGGUUGCACUAAAAAUAUAUGCCCAUACGACACGUUUAAGAACGCGGUCAAUUCAUAUGCUAUCAGUGAAGAAGAACAUGUAAAAUUAUGUAGAAUCUAACAUGAAUAAUUCUGAAGUUUACAAUAUUUACUGAUAA
Molecule: messenger RNA, 1172 nt
Organism: Ctenocephalides felis (cat flea)
Lineage: Eukaryota; Metazoa; Arthropoda; Insecta; Siphonaptera; Pulicidae
Exons: 8
Coding region: 83-1135 (350 amino acids)
Biological process (GO): dephosphorylation
Molecular function (GO): phosphatase activity
Source: RefSeq, a predicted model, not a curated record